AUGCCAGCCAACAACAGCACAGGGGACUGUCUCAGCAGUAAACUGUCCUUCAAAGAAAGGAGGACAUUUUCUGAAAGAAGCAAAGAUGUAGAGUCUGUAAGAAGUGCACAUCCAAACAAAAUUCCAGUAAUUAUUGAGCGCUAUGGCAACGAGAAAAGUCUUCCAUCAAUGGAUAAGUGCAAGUUUCUGAUUCCAGACAACUUAAACAUGAGUGAUGUUGUCAAGAUUAUCAGUGAUGAUUAUAUACUUAAUGCUUCUCAGGAAACAUUUGGUGCAGGCUGUUGCUACUAG
This is a messenger RNA of Candidula unifasciata, 291 nucleotides long. The record is from the annotation of a GenBank genome assembly. Lineage: Eukaryota; Metazoa; Mollusca; Gastropoda; Stylommatophora; Geomitridae.